Perca flavescens (yellow perch) is the source of this 4564-nucleotide messenger RNA. It is a transcript of the gene dyrk1b, whose product is annotated as dual-specificity tyrosine-(Y)-phosphorylation regulated kinase 1B. The transcript is spliced from 13 exons. Gene Ontology annotation, biological process: protein autophosphorylation; peptidyl-serine phosphorylation; peptidyl-threonine phosphorylation. Gene Ontology annotation, molecular function: protein serine/threonine kinase activity; ATP binding; protein serine/threonine/tyrosine kinase activity. The coding region runs from base 2292 to 4517 and encodes 741 amino acids. Lineage: Eukaryota; Metazoa; Chordata; Actinopteri; Perciformes; Percidae. The record is from RefSeq and is a predicted model, not a curated record.
ACUCCCUCACUCCGUUUUUCAGUGACUUUCCAUAAAAGCAGUCGGCACGCGAGUGACGGUUAAUGUGAAAUCCCCGGUGAAAUGUCCCCAAUCUGGCGUUUUCGCCCUGCGUGUGUAUGUGAACGGCGUUAACCAGUCGUAUGUGAAGCUGCGCCAGACUGACCAGCUCCGACCCCCGCCCGCCAGCGGCUUGGUACGGUCCCUAUCGCAGGGUGGGGGGAAGCUGUGUGGGAGAGGAGCACAGAUUCCGUCUAACGGAGAAGCACGGAAAGGGAAACGGGCGAGAAACAUGAGUUGAAAUCGCCCUUGCGAAGGUUUCCACCUUGAAGGAAUACAAAUUCUCCCCCGAUUCUAAGAAGGACGAGUAGAGGAGGACAUUAAUGUCACAAAGAGAGCGGAAGCAGACGGAAGAAGAGGCGCGUCAAGAAGCGAUCAAAAGGCGUCUGACAGCCAGCUCAGGAACUUCACCGGAUUUUGGUUUCUUUAAUAGUUUACUUUGAGAAUACUCUCGACUUUCGGCUUCGUUGAUGUUCAGACGUUGUCUGUGAUUGUAUUUCAGUGGACUUACCUCAGAGGCGGACCUUCCCCCCACCCCCCACCCCCCCGGACCGAGUUGUGCUUUGGUAAACAGAAGACACCGUCGCAGUUUGGAAGUACAAUGCAGGCCGUCAGCGGCUUGAUCUGUCCAUGUCUUCACCGCGGGGACACAUUUGGCGUCUAACCCCCAGAUACUGGAUCUAAACUUUUGUCUCCCAGCUUCACCCCCUCCCCUCCCUACAAAGGAACGAGUUCCCGUCGGCCCGGGAGUGUGGAUAUAUACAGUUAGGAGGGACUUUCCCUGGAACUGCACCGUAAAUCAACACUUUGCAGCGGGAUUGCUUUGUUUACAUGCGUUUGUGCAACAGAGACAUCCUGUGUAGUGUAUGGGGAUUACAUUGUUGGCUUAUUUUUUAUUUUUUAAAGGGGCUCCUUUUCACCCUGGCAGAGGCCAACCACCUUCUGCUGUAGGCGGCUGAAGGGGAGCUGAGUGACCGCAACACACACAGUGGAGCUCUGGCUGUGCAGGCUCUGUGACAUUGCUGCGUGUGUGUGUGUGUGUGUGUGUGUGUGUUUGUGUGUCACUGGAUUAAUCCGAGUGGUAACAUCACUCCACACUGCCCUACUCUGUCCAGUGACGAGUCCCCCAGAAAGCGCCGGUAAUUGGAGCUAUUUUUAGAGUAAGGGAUGGGGUAAAAGCGGGCAGCUGGAAACCCAACUCCCCCCUCCACUCCUCCACCUCCUUCUCUGCCACCCCCCCCUCCCUCCCCCCUGCUAUCACACUACCUCGCUCUGCCCACCCCGGCUGGCAGUAUGCUGGGCGAGCCUGGUUAGCACAGACUUCACUUGCGGCUAAUUAGUGUGUUUUGCAAGUGGUCUGGAAGAACAACACACACAUUGGAUGAACUUGUUCUGCGGACUGAUAUGAGAUCUGUCGGAACCAUAAAUUGACCUGGGAAUACUACCUGCACUGUAUUCUACUGUUGGGGGGUGGGGGCUUCACUGGACACACCAAUCAACUGUACUGGUUUACUACUAAGAUGUCUGAACAAAUAUUAGCUGUGUACUUCUGGUUCAGCCUGCCCGGGACUAAGUGAACCUAUCAUAAGCAAGUAGAGUGUAUGCUUUUAGCCCUUGGACAUUUAGCUCCAACAGUUUAAUCAGAGUAGCCACUCGUUAACAUACUGUAGUAGAAGAAAGGCCUACUUUUGACUACUUAAAGUAUCAGUCACCAGCGAUCUGGAUCGGUACAAACCUCCAGCACACAGAAAGAAUGCAUGAAACUGCCGAAACCAACGAAACAAAAAGCUAACCUGACUAACCAAAUAUUCUAUUCCCCCCCACCCCCCAAACCCACAGAGCAACAGAAUAUAUAUGUAGAAUGAGAGAUCUAUAUCUAUAGUGUAACUCCACAGAAGAUUACAUCCUUUAUAUUUUUUACUUCAGAGAGACAAGCUGCCUGUACACCAGUUGGUUGCCUUAGAAACCACAGUCACAAAAAAAAAAAAAAAGAAGAAGAGAGAAAAGAAACAAGCCAGAGAAGACGGUGCCUUUUGAUUGGUCGGUUGGUUUCCCACCAUUUCAAGAUUCGUUGAUUUUUAGUUGGAUGUAAACUGUUUUGAAGUGAACUCUGGGAUUGAAAACGCUGCGCCUCAUGACAGACUAGACCCCCACAAGCUCCGCCCACCUGCCACUAAAGUGUUUGUGAUUGGCCGCGUUUUCCCUGCCGGAUUGAACAAUUGCCGAGCAUUUCCAUGGUGAUCACGUCAUCAACCGCGGAGGACAAGACCGUGCCCCCUUGCAGGAUGGUCCAAACAGAACCCUGGAUCAGCUCUGCCCUGCUGUGCAAGAACAAGAGUGUAAGCAGCUCAGGAUGUCCGCCCACCUCCUCCUCCUCCUCCUCCUCCUCCUCCUCCUCCUCCACUGCCCAGGGCUUCUCCCUCGCUGAGCCAGCCAUGACCAGCCAGCACACACAUACACACCCCUCCUUCAGCUCCAUCCACUCCAUGGCCGAGCAGCAGCAGGUGCUGUCUGAUAUGACCAUACUCCAGCGGAGGAUCCCCCCUAGUUUCAGAGACCCUGCCAGCGCCCCACUGAGGAAACUCUCUGUUGACCUCAUCAAAACUUACAAGCACAUCAAUGAGGUGUACUAUACUAAGAAGAAGCGACGGGCCCAGCAGGUCCCUCCAGAGGACAGCAGCACCAAGAAGGAGAGGAAAGUCUACAACGACGGCUAUGACGACGACAACUACGACUACAUUGUCAAAAAUGGAGAAAAGUGGCUGGACCGCUAUGAGAUAGACUCACUGAUCGGGAAGGGCUCCUUCGGACAGGUGGUGAAGGCCUACGACCACCAUGAGCAGGAAUGGGUUGCCAUUAAGAUCAUCAAGAACAAAAAGGCAUUUCUAAACCAGGCACAGAUUGAACUACGCCUGCUGGAGCUCAUGAACAAGCAUGACACUGAGAUGAAAUAUUACAUAGUCCACCUGAAGCGUCACUUUAUGUUUAGGAACCAUCUCUGUUUGGUGUUUGAGUUGUUGAGCUACAACCUGUACGAUCUGCUGAGGAACACCAACUUCAGAGGAGUGUCCCUCAACCUCACCAGGAAGUUUGCACAGCAGCUGUGUACAGCGUUAUUAUUUCUGGCCACGCCAGAGCUGUCAAUCAUCCACUGCGACCUGAAACCAGAGAACAUCCUGCUGUGCAACCCCAAGAGAUCUGCCAUCAAGAUAGUCGACUUUGGGUCCUCCUGCCAGCUUGGACAGAGGAUCUACCAAUACAUCCAGAGCAGGUUUUACCGCUCUCCUGAGGUUUUGCUGGGGAUGCCGUACGACCUGGCCAUCGACAUGUGGUCUCUGGGAUGCAUCCUGGUGGAGAUGCACACAGGAGAGCCUCUCUUCAGCGGCUCCAAUGAGGUUGACCAGAUGAAUAAGAUAGUGGAGGUUCUGGGGGUCCCGCCCAGCCACAUGCUGGAUGCCGCUCCUAAAGCCAGGAAGUAUUUUGACAAGCUGUCAGAUGGCCUGUGGACAGUGAAGAAGAACAAGGACAUCAAGAAGGAGUAUAAGCCCCCAGCCACACGGCGUCUUCAUGAGAUUUUAGGUGUAGAGACUGGGGGCCCAGGGGGACGCAGGGCAGGGGAGCCAGGACACGCCCCCUGUGACUACCUGAAGUUUAAAGACCUGAUCCUGCGCAUGCUGGACUAUGACCCGAAAAGCCGCAUCACGCCAUUCUACGCCCUGCAGCACAAUUUCUUCAAGAAGACGACAGAUGAAGGAACCAACACCAGUUCAUCUACAUCCACCUCUCCUGCCAUGGACCACUCCCAUUCAACCUCCACUACUAGCUCUGUCUCUAGCUCUGGUGGCUCCAGUGGUUCUUCCAAUGAUAACCGCAACUACCGCUACAGUAACCGCUACUACAACUCUGCUGUUACACAUUCAGAUUACGAGAUGACCAGCCCUCAGGCUCCCUCCCAGCAGCAGAUGAGGAUGUGGCCCGGCAGUGAAGGUGGAGGUGGGGGUCAGGACCCAGCAUACACCCAGUUGCUGCUCCACAAGCCGGCGGCCUCCCAACAACACCAGCGCCACUUCCUGGACCCGCCCCACCACCCCCACCCCACCUACUCCCACCACGGGAACGGCGGGCGUGGCCUGCGGCAGGGCGGACAGACGGGCAUCGGUGGAGGGGGGGGCCAGCAGGGCUCCUCGCCCCAGAUGAGUGACAGCAUGGAUGUGGGCGUGUCCCUAGGGCUGCACCACCUGGGGGCGGUGUCUUCCAUGGAGGCCUCUCAGUUUGGCUCCGCCUCCCUGCCCCUCGCUUUGCCAAUCGGACUGUCUGCCUUCCGGACUCGGACGGCCCCCACCGCCCCAGGGCCACAAGCCCCGCCCCCUGAGGACUACUACCCUGCCUCCAACAACAAUAACCCGGCUGCGGGGGGCAGAGGGAGGCCGGACUCAGACGAGGGACCCGCCAACUCUUGAUAAAACCUGAACCAUGCCCUAAAGCCAUACAAUUUUAACUACAACUA